This is a messenger RNA of Miniopterus natalensis, 2538 nucleotides long. It is a transcript of the gene FLVCR1, whose product is annotated as FLVCR choline and heme transporter 1. The record is from RefSeq and is a predicted model, not a curated record. Gene Ontology annotation, cellular component: membrane; mitochondrion. Gene Ontology annotation, biological process: heme export; erythrocyte differentiation; mitochondrial transport. Gene Ontology annotation, molecular function: heme transmembrane transporter activity; heme binding. NCBI's taxonomy places the organism in Eukaryota, Metazoa, Chordata, Mammalia, Chiroptera, Miniopteridae.
AUGCCAGCCUUUUUGUCUGCCCCCCUGCUCCCUCCGCCCACUGUUUCCCCUUCGGGGAGAUCCCUCCCGGGGGGCUCGCCAGCCGGGAAGAUGAGCGCGGAGCCUCAGAACGGGCCCAAAGCCGGCUGCCUGGCCCUGAAUGGGGUCCCUCGGGACAGCCCCGCGGCCGUCUCGGGAGCCCCGGGCGGGCCGCAGACUCCGCUGGCCCCGGAGGAGGAGACCCAGGUCCGGCUGCUGCCCACGGUCCCCGAGGAGGAGACCCCAGGGGCCGAGGGCUCCCCGGUGCCCCGGACGGCGCUCUCUGCACGGCGCUUUGUGGUGCUCUCGGUCUUCAGCCUGUACUCGCUGGUCAACGCCUUCCAGUGGAUCCAGUACAGCAUCAUCAGCAACGUCUUCGAGGGCUUCUACGGCGUCUCCUCGCUGCACAUCGAUUGGCUGUCCAUGGUCUACAUGCUGGCCUACGUGCCCCUCAUCUUCCCGGCCACCUGGCUGCUGGACACCAGAGGCCUGCGGCUCACCGCCCUGCUGGGCUCGGGCCUCAACUGCCUGGGCGCCUGGGUCAAGUGCGGCAGCGUGCAGCAGCAUCUGUUCUGGGUCACCAUGCUGGGCCAGUCCCUGUGCUCCGUGGCCCAGGUCUUCAUCCUGGGCUUGCCCUCGCGCAUCGCCUCCGUGUGGUUUGGGCCCACAGAGGUGUCCACAGCCUGUGCCACAGCCGUGCUAGGCAAUCAGCUUGGCACUGCAGUUGGCUUUUUGCUACCACCAGUUUUAGUGCCCAACACACAGAAUAACACAGAUCUUUUGGCUUAUAAUAUCAGGACCAUGUUUUAUGGAACAUCAGGUGUCGCCACACUUUUAUUUAUUUUAACAGUAAUUGCAUUCAAAGAAAAACCUCACUAUCCACCAAGUCGGGCUCAAGCAGCAAUUCAAGACAGUCCCCCUGCAGAGUACUCCUAUAAGAAAUCAAUAAGUAACCUGUUUAAAAACAUGCCUUUUGUCCUUCUACUGAUCACUUAUGGUAUCAUGACUGGAGCAUUUUAUUCAGUCUCAACAUUAUUAAAUCAAAUGAUACUGACAUAUUUUGAGGGAGAAGAGGUGAAUGCUGGAAGGAUUGGGCUAACGCUGGUAGUGGCUGGAAUGGUGGGCUCCAUUCUCUGUGGCUUAUGGCUGGAUUAUACCAAAACGUACAAACAGACUACUCUGAUAGUUUACAUUUUGUCCUUUCUUGGAAUGGUUACAUUUACUUUCACGCUGGACAGUGGAUACAUUAUCAUCGUGUUUGUUACUGGAGGGGUGCUUGGUUUCUUCAUGACUGGUUACCUCCCCCUGGGCUUUGAAUUCGCUGUUGAAAUCACCUACCCUGAAUCUGAAGGCACUUCAUCGGGUCUUCUUAAUGCCGCUGCACAGAUAUUUGGAAUUUUGUUCACUCUGGCUCAAGGAAAGCUCACAUCAGACUAUGGUCCGAGGGCAGGAAACCUUUUCCUCUGCAUUUGGAUGUUUGUAGGCAUCAUUUUCACAGCGUUAAUCAAGUCUGAUCUGAGAAGACACAAUAUAAAUAUAGGAAUUACAAAUGGCGACAUUAAAGCUGUACCAGUCGAUAGCCCGACAGGUCAAGAAUCAAAAACUGUUAUGAUGUCUAAGCAGUCAGAAUCAGCAAUUUGAGGUGAAAGGAAAAGUUAAUAUCCUGUGAUAGUUGAGCUGUAAGGCUUGGUUCUGAGGUUGUGAGGAAUGACACUUGAAAAUUACUGUAUGACUCCUAAAUGCAAUCACUGUUUUACUUAAUUGUUCAUUUAAGCAAUAUUUUGCUUAAAGUACUUUUCCUUACAUCAUUUUAACACUACCAUUAUCUGAGUGCCCCAUUUUUAGUUGUAUACUGUCGAUCUGAAAGUAAGCUUCUUUGUAUCUAUUUUUCAAAAGUAAAUAUUUUUCUUUUUUGUGGAAAAUGGAAGCUUAGAUGGUUUUCUAAAAUGAUCUCGUGGAAGUCUAAUCCCAUUAAGUCACAUGAGAGGACAUGCAAUUUAUAUGUAAAAUACCCAGUAGGACCACGUGUACAAUGUAUUCCUAUUGGCUCCCUUUCCAGCUGUGGGAGCCCCUCCGGGAUACCCAGUAGGACCACGUGUACAAUGUAUUCCUAUUGGCUACCUUUCCAGCUGUGGGAGCCCCUCCGGUGUGAGUACAGUGUAGCAACGUGACACUUCCAUUCCACCAAAGGACAGUGCUGGGAUGAGACUCCAGCCAACUGCUAUGAUCUUCCCAGUUCUUAUAUUCUUGUUAUAAAGUGCUUUGUAACAGGUACUGUCACUGGCCAUAAAACCAGUCAGGGUACAGAUUGAACUCAUGACUUUGGUCUUAUGUUCUAGUUAAGCUCAGAAGCCAGACCCAGGCUCAUUAUCUUGACUUCUCCACUCUGCCUUCUUAUUUAUCAUAGUAAAAAUGGUAACACUAUAUUUUUUCACUCCAGUUUGAAAGAGAGUAGUUUUGUAUGCCUUGGCUUUUUUACUUGCUCUUUUUUUUUUUUUUUUUUCAAUAUGUAACUUUCUA